UUUUUUUUUUUUUUUUUUCUUUCUUUUUUUUCCCCCUUUUUUUUCUAAGUAUGAGUAUAGAAUCUAUGUGGAGAAGCAAACAGAAGUAUUAGGCAACCGUUGAGCUUAGAAAAUUUAAACGAUGUUAGAUAUUAACGAUUAUAACCAAUCAAUUUUAUGAUCAUUUUUUGAGUAACAAAUAAUCAAAAAAUAAAUACAUUGUAUUAAAAAUGAUUGGUUAAUUCUAUUGUGUAUAUAUAAUAUUGUUCAAUUAGUGCUGAUAUUUAAUAAGAAAGUUUUACAAAGGUUUACAUAGUAUAUAAACAAUUGGAAGUUACUUUUUUAUUUGGUAUAUAUAAAAAUUGAAACUACGGCGUAUGAAUGAAGUGCUUAAGUUUUAUUGUUUUAUUAAUAAUUUUUUUAAAAGGACACUGUGUCGAACGAUACUGCAAAGUUAAUGACGCAGAAAAUUGUGAGGGAAGAGAUGAAGGUUAUAAAUAUACGAAAGCUUCAAUUGAAAAAUAUGAAAAAUAUAUUGAAGCUAUUCAUAAUGCUGAAAGGAAUUACAUCGAAUGCAAUGCUACAAGAUGUGAAUGUUUUAAGGAUAUGAUAAUUAGAGAUUUAAAGCCAUUUAAGAAAAAUGGUAUAAGUAAAGAAUUGAUUGAUAUAGCAAAGACCAGAGGUACAUUUUAUCAAAUAAUAGGAGGAAAGCUUUACAGAGAGAAAGAUUGUAUGUUUCCAUCAAGAUGCGCUGGUAUAGAACAUUUUCUUUUGAAAAUAAUUCAUAACUUAACUGACAUGGAUUUAGUUGUUAAUACUAGAGAUUAUCCUCAAUCAAAUAAGCAUUUUGGAAAACCUCUACCUGUAUUUUCUUUCAGCAAGACACCACAAUAUUAUGAUAUUAUGUAUCCAGCAUGGGCAUUUUGGGAAGGAGGACCUGCUAUAUCUUUAUAUCCUCGUGGUCUUGGACGGUGGGAUCAACACCGUGAAUUAUUAAAUAAAGCUAGCGAUAAUAUACCAUGGAAUAAGAAAAAAGAGAAAGUAUUUUUUCGUGGCUCUAGAACUAGCUCUGAACGCGAUAAUUUAAUAUUAUUGAGCCGUAAAAAUCCAAACUUAGUUGACGCACAGUAUACAAAGAAUCAAGCAUGGAAAUCAGAUGAAGAUACAUUACAUGCACCACCAGCUUCUGAAGUUCCAUUAGAAUCUCAUUGUGCAUAUAAGUAUUUAUUUAACUAUAGAGGAGUUGCAGCUUCAUUUCGAUAUAAACAUUUGUUCCUGUGUCGAUCCUUAGUUUUCCAUGUUGGCGAUGAAUGGACAGAAUUUUAUUAUGAUGCUAUGAAACCAUGGAUUCAUUUUAUUCCUGUACCUAAGGAUGCCAGUCAAACUGAUUUAAAAGAACUCAUACAAUUUGCAAUUGACAAUGAUAUUUUAUCGGGAAAAAUUGCAAAUCGCGGAAGAGAUUUUAUAUGGCAUAAAUUAAGAAUGAAAGAUAUAUUAUGCUUUUGGAAAAAAUUAUUAAAGAGUUAUGGGAAAAUUCUGACGUAUAAACCAGUUUUAGAUAAACAUCUAAUUAAAAUUGAACGAAAAUAAUUAUGUACUUUAUAAUUAACGAAAUUAAAAAAUAUAUUAUAUAAUAAGUGGAAUCAUUAUGCUAGGUAAAAUAUACAUGUAUUUUAUUAUAAUGUUUACUUUAUGAUAGUGGAAAUUAUAUUACAAUGGAGGUUUUGUUAGUUGGAGUGAAACACAGCUAUGUGGCAAGUUUCAAAGUGAAUCAUUAAUACCCCAACAUUAUAAUCAACACAAAAACGGCCUUGUACUAUGUUUACAAUAAAUUUUUAUGUAUCAAAACAUAAUAGGGGAUAAUAAUAUGUUGUUAUUAUAAUAUGAAAAAAUUAAUUUCUAAAACUAAUUAGCAAAUAGAUUAUUUAAAAAAUACUGAUCAUAGUACAGGGCCAUUCAUAGUGUAUUCUGAUACACAUUAAGCAAUUCUUAAUACUUAAGUACUGGUAAAACACUUACACAAUCAAACUACUUUGAGACUUAUUGAGUAAUAAGAAAAAAUGCAUAUUGGUUGAAAAAAAUUAUCGAUUUGAAUAAUAUAUAAAUAUUUUAUAUAAUACAUAUGGUCAAAUAUAGUCUGUCAUCAUAAUUGUUUCAUUCAGUGUUAAUUUAAAAUAAUACUACAAAGUUUUUAACUAUAUAAAAAUUGAUAUUUGAUCGAUGCACCCUAAUAUUUUCAAAAAACCAUAAAACGUAUUUGGUUCUUGUAUAUACUUUUAUUAUAAUGAAAUAUUUUUCAGAUGAAAUUAAUGUAAAUGUAUUGACGAUAUGGAAGCAUUUAUUAUAAGGAAAUAAAUGUUUUAGAAUAAAAAAUAGAAAAAAAAAAUUAGAAAAAAAAA
Vespa mandarinia (Asian giant hornet) is the source of this 2378-nucleotide messenger RNA. RefSeq names its product O-glucosyltransferase rumi homolog. NCBI's taxonomy places the organism in Eukaryota, Metazoa, Arthropoda, Insecta, Hymenoptera, Vespidae. Gene Ontology annotation, molecular function: UDP-xylosyltransferase activity; UDP-glucosyltransferase activity. Gene Ontology annotation, cellular component: endomembrane system. Gene Ontology annotation, biological process: positive regulation of Notch signaling pathway; protein O-linked glycosylation. The record is from RefSeq and is a predicted model, not a curated record.